AUGACAGUUAUCAACUCCAAUUCAUUUUCACCAGCUAAUCCAGGCGUUAAUGCUCCGUUUGCUAUGGGCUUUUUUUCUUAUCUUGCUUUGACUUUGGUGUUUGGAAGUGUCAUAAUCUACCGCCGGCAGAAGCUAGUGGUAAGCUCCAGUUCAUCAUCUCACGUAAUGAAGUGUUUAAUUAAGCUCAUUUUCUUUGUGGUUGUGAUGAAUGUUCUUUCUGGUUUGUAG
Lactuca virosa is the source of this 228-nucleotide messenger RNA. Lineage: Eukaryota; Viridiplantae; Streptophyta; Magnoliopsida; Asterales; Asteraceae. The record is from the annotation of a GenBank genome assembly.